AACCAGGAAGUAGAAUACAGUUGAAAUAAACAGGAUCACUUGGGAGAAAUGAAACAGCUCUUGGAUUUGAAGACAAGGAUGAACAGCGAUGUAGCACAGUAGUGGAUUUCAGUUUCAAAUAGACGGCAGACAGCAAAUGGACUAAUUAAUUACUGGAUGGCAUUGCCUGCUUAUCGUAUAACACAGAGAAGCACAUACUGGAUCAAAGGUCCUUGUGAGAGACAAUGAACUAUUGUUAGGCAGUCUACUCUGCUGAUCUUCAGUUGGUAUCUGCAGUCAGAGACAUCAGGAGCCAUGUCAGACUGGCUGCUCAUUGGAUUGUUCAGCGCACUGGUUGUGCUUCUGCUGCUGACACUCUUUGGCUUUGCUGUUUAUUCGGGGCUUUUCUCGGAAGUGGUGGUGAGUGCUGGCUUGCCUCCCAUCGGCAACAUCACUGUGGCAUACAAAUUCCAGGUGGGGCCUUAUGGCGAUUGUGGAAGGCUGUUUACGGAGAGCUGCAGCAUCUCUCCAAAGCUGUGCUCCAUUGCUGUCUACUAUGACAACCCUCACACGGUGGACCCAGAGAAAUGUCGCUAUCUUGUGGGUAGUAUCCUGAGUGAAGGAGAAGAGAAGCCAUCUGAGGAAGUGCUCCGCAUGUUUCACAAGUUUGGUUUCAAGAUUAUCAACUUUCCAGCUCCUAGUCAUGUCGUCAUGGCAACCUUCCCCUACACGACUCCUCUGUCGAUCCAUCUGGCAGUGAACCGUGUCCAUCCAUGCCUUGACACUUACAUCAAGGAGCGGAAACUAUGUGCCCAUCCCAGACUGGAGAUCUACAAAGGUGACCAAAUCUAUUUUGUAUGUCCCCUUGCCCGUCAAGGGGACUUCUACGUGCCUGAAAUGAAAGAGCUGGAGAAGAAAAGCAGAGCAGCAGCAGAGACUGAAGAUGCUCGGACAGAUAUCACAGGGGCCGAUACCUUGAGUGAGACCAGCUCUGUCAGCCUGGAGGCCACAACUGACAGCAGAGAGACUUCAGUGGCUACCUCCAUACUGUCCCCCUUUACGUCUGUCCGCGGCCGAGAUGAGGUAGACAAUCGCAGUGAGCACAGCUACAGCGAGUCAGGGGCCAGUGGGUCUUCCUUUGAGGAACUGGACUUGGAAGGCAAUGGUGGCGAUGGUGAUGGGAUGGCAGGCCUGACUUCUGACCUUGCUUCUGCUGAGGACCAGGACACCCCCAAGGCCAAGUGGACCAAGGAGUCUAUUGCCCUGGAGAAAGAAAGGGGCGAAGAAUAAAGCCAUCUCUAUUCCCAUCAUUCUUAGGGACUGAAAAGAGAAACUGAUCAUCUCUCUUGCUUCUUUUCUGUCCAGCCAAAAGACCUUUCCCACUCUUUGUCUGUAGACAAGUAUUUGGGGUGUGAAAAAGGAGUUGCAAUUAAAGGAAAGGAAUUGUAGCUGGGUGCCACCCUCCUGAAGCCAGACUCAAGGAUGUGUGCUGUAACAGGAAUCUGGGAGUGGGAUGGGAUGAUCUGAUGGUGGGAAGCUUAUGUGUUGAACAGUAGUGUGUGUGUGUGUGUGUGUGUGUGUGUGUGUGUGUGUGUGUGUGUGUGUGUGUGAGAGAGAGAGAGAGAGAGAGAGAGAGAGAGAGAGAGAGAGAGAGAGAGAGAGAGAGAGAGAGAGAGAGAGAGACUGACUCUACAGGGAGCACCCUACAUGGGCUGGUGGAUGUGUUUAUUUGCAGACAAUCUCCUUGCAUCUCUUCCUCAUCUCUCUGCAUUCUGUCCCUUUUACAACCUAAUAAUCUUUAUUAUCUGCAACUCUCACACUGACUGGCACCACAUUUAUUGACACCAAAGAGCAGGGGUUAUAUUUGAAACGGAAAAAUGCAGUGUAAACCCAUACCCUGAUGUCUGAGCUUUCUUAAUCGGUACAAUGUAUUAAGAAAUCAAUACAAUUAACAGUUUCCUUGUGAAAAAUGAAGGUUUAUGAGCAGGCUUACUCCUAUCCCAAUCUCUCACAUGUUGCUUCUGCUCCAUUUCCCACUCUUCAUCACUUAGCUGUACAGUCCACUUUCACUGUCUCUCUUUAAGAUUGUAAUUGUGGACUAAACCAUCUCACUCUUUUUGCAUCUGUUGGCAUCUGCCAUUGUAACCCUAUGAAUUGAAUCUGAGGUCUAGCCUCAGAUGGAAGAGUCUAUGUGAGAGAAACAGCCAUCACUAUUGGCAUUAAUGAUGCCCUCUUUCUGCUGUCUCCACAGAGUCUUUAGAGUAUAAUACUGCAGCAAAAGAGAGUAAUAGCACAACAGAUGUGGUGCAGAUGCAGUCAUGAUUUCCGCUGCUGGCCCUCAGUGACUUGAUGGAUGCAUUGGUAGUUGCGCACACAAGUGUGAGAUAUGUGUUGAGUUCUGUGACAUAGCAGAAGGUUAGCAGUGAUAUCUCACACACAGUGGUCACCAGAGUGGAUUUGACGCAGUGUUGUGUGCCAGUGCUGGAAGGUUCCUUAGCAUUGUGAUUUGGAGCUGGAGAUUCACCCAAUAGGCUUCAUCAGUUUAAAAAAAGUUUGUAUACUUUAGUUUCUUUUCACUAUUUCUGGUUAUUCUUCUGACAAAUUGUUUCUAUAGAAACAAGUUAUGUACUUUAUCCUUAUGCCGUAUAAAAAUUCCUGCAUAUUUUAUUCCAGCACACACUUUAGCAGGAGGCAAUGGAGACAAUAUUGCCUUACUGGCAAUAUGAGUUGAGUGCUGGGCUAGGUCAAACCUGACUCCAUCAAAAUCAUAUGUUGGGCCUCUGGACUAGAUUCCUUAUUGCCAUAAUUCUAGUAACAUUCCUGAACUAAAUAGAUUAUUAAGAAGCCUGUCAAACAGUUUGAAUCCUCAGGACUCCAUUAUUGUGGCUCGAGGGGGUGUCUCAUACAAUCUGUAUCUGUGUGUUGGGGAAUGAAGUACUGAAAACUUCUUAUCCUCCCCACUGCAUUCUUGCUCCUCUUGUGUUCAUCCUCCCUGUAGAGGUCUUGGAUCAAUGGCUCACUGUUUCUUAAUGGACUUGAAUCCAUACUGUGGAUGAAGAAGUUCGACAUUCAUCCAUCUUAGGACCUACCUUGUUUCUUUGCAUUGACUCAGCCUGGAGGGAAAUCAAUGGGAUGCCUUGUUAGAAAUUACCCCAUUGGGUUGUGUGGACCGCAAAGCUACUUGACCCCCUCCCCUAAGCAAUCGCCAUUGAUCCUUUACUUUCUUCUUCAUGUUCUUGUUGCUGUGGUUAUUAAGCUUUCUGUUUCUCUUCUGGUUCACUGUUCCUCCAUAGGUAAAUAUAUGCUCAUGCUCCUCAACCCUGAUUUACCAUGACAUCCAAAUCAGGAACUUUACUUUAAGUUGCAAUAUCCCAGAAAUCAAUAGAAUUGAUGGAAGUAAGCAAUAUAUGGGGCUCUGAUCCCCCACAUUGUACCUGGAUUCUGGAGGUGACAUCCCCAGCCCAGAUUCCCACAUGCUACUUGGCACUGUCAUCGGCCUGGCUGUUACCUCAUUAACUGUCAGUGUAUAUCUGAUGUAUUGUAUAGAAUUACUUGAACAACUGCUGUUCCAGCUGUUCCAGCUGCCCCAUGUUAGCACUUAGUGACUUUCCUUGUGCACAGUACAUAACAUUGCUGAGUAGAGUGUCCAGACUGCUAGCACAGAGCAUUCCCAAGGUUUCAUGUGCUUUUAGAACCUUACAGUGUGUAUGCCUGUUCCAGGAGCAUCUUCAUGAAUGCACAAAGGCAACCGGUAAGGGAAGCACUGGGAGGGCUGCAAGAGGUACCUUUAAAAAUCAUUACUGGCGAUACUGCCAGCACCUGGGUGUUGCACACCAUUGACUGUCGUGCGUGUGCAGAGGCCAGAAGAGUGCCAUAGGUGAGGCAGCCUCCGCACGAGAUGCCAAGGAGGGCACUGCUGCUUGUGGAGGCUGAGUGUUAACCAGGUGAUGACUGUUAAAGGUACCUCCUGCUGCCCAUCCUCAUGGGCCAGAACACUCGAAAUGUUCUGACUCGGAAUGGGGUCAUUCCAUACCGAGCUCAAAACAGGUCCUUGAUUUGAAGGGCGUUCUGUUUCGAGAUCGAAACACUUGCAACAGCCCAUUUCGAGUUGGAACAUUUCAAGCUCAAAACAUUCUGCACCUCCCUAGGAUGCCACUGUCCCUGGGACCAAUGAAUAGAGGGAUUCUCAUCCUGUGUAAGAGAGAAGUCCACCCACAAAUGUUUCCCUGACUGCCUCCGGCCUCCAGGCAGUUCAAAUGAUUGAACAUCACUGAAGCCUUCUGUUAUUAGGCAGCUGUCUGGUAAUCUGCUCUCAGAUGCUCUGCUUGUUCUGUGGCUGGCCUGGCAAUUCUCUCUGUUUCUCUUUCUUUUUGGCACUCGCUGUAACUGUGAAGGGUUUGGGUGAUGGGGUGAUGAAUGAAAUUGCCAUCCAUCUGUGGUGAUAAUACAUACAGAGCAUCUCCAGUACAACCACUAUUUCAUCUCUUCCAUUCCAACCACAACUGACACAGUUUGCAGUGACAGCAGCUACAAAUGCAUUGUAGCCUGCAACUGGAAUAGAAGGUAAUACUAAACAAUUAGCAUACAUGGGCAGAGCUAUGCAGACAGUGUGUGCAAGGCCUACUGGGAUAUUUUAGAGCUGUAGACAUGCAGCUUUCCUGAUACCUUUCCGUUGUAGACCUAAAUAUCCAUUGAUGUCGGCAUUUCACUUUCAUUGGUCUCACUCAGGUCUGAAAGAACUGUGGGGGCUGAUGAAAAACCUACUGAGGAUCAUAGGAGUAUCUCAUUAAUCUUAAUGAGGUUGAGUUGUUGGGUGAGAACAGUCUGAGUCCCGAAAUCCAGACAAUGAAUGUUUAAUGCAACAAUUUUUUUAGGAAACACAACAUGCAGCCCCUGAACUCAUUUUUCUUGGUUGUCUCCCUAAGCCUAAAAGAGUUGUAGUAGUGUAGGAUUUUAUUCCUUAUAACUAUUGUUCUGAGCUGCUGCUGCUUUUUUUGCCACUACUUUCUUUUAAACAUUCCUCCUUUCUCAAUCAGCAGUUGACAUUUUUUCAGCUGCAGCAGAAGUCCAGACAAAAUCAUCCUUGGCAAGAAGGGAAAUGGUGAGUGCUUCCCCCUAAUCCAGUGGUGGGAGUAGUUGAUGUGGGUCUAAAUAACCUAAAUGGGAACCAAAUCCAUUACGAUGAGUCUCGUGUUCCAGCCUCCUAUAAGAGGGGCAGAUCUCAACUGCCAUCUCCUGACCCUGCUCUGUCCUCAUCUUCAAGAUUAUAUACAAGCACUAUUUUGUAGGUACAUACAUGUCACAACAUGCAAGCAUCUAGAGUUGCAGAGCCAAACUUUAAAAGCCCUUUAAAAACUCAGUUUACAUGUGGUUAAUGCUCCUUUUCAUACACAUGCAAUUUUCAUUUUGUGAAAUCUAAAUCCUGGAAAUGAAAAUCUUUAGAAGAAGGAAGUAGAGAAGACUGACUCUUCCUGAUAAACAGAGACAAAUAGUUUUUAGUGGACUACUUGACAAACCUUUUGUCUCAGCAGAUUCUUAAAUCUGGUAACGUUUUCCAUGUUUCUGUAUUUGUUCAUUCGGAACAUAUAGCUGACUUGUGUACUGAACUUCUGAGUACUGAUGCUUGUUAGCUUGACUUGAACAUGUUCAGGGGCACUGUUAGGCACGGACCUGGGGACCCAGGUCUGUGUGUCUACUUUCCUAGAGGUCCCCAUGAUUUUCCCCAAGGGAAAAGAAGGUUCUUUUUAUAUUUCCAGAAUCGCUUGGCCUAUAGUUCUCAAAUUUGGCACAGAUGUAGGACAGGUUAUCAGGACUCUUGUCUAUUGAGUUUGAAGUGGAUUGGGCAAUGCACUGAUUUUUAAUGAUUUUUUUAUUUUAAAAAAAAUUCCAAAAAGAUUCCUAUAAGUGGCUUGUUUCAUGGCAUAAAAUUACAAAAACAUCUGGAGCUGAAGCUCCCCACCCCGGACUAUAAUUCCACCCCCAUGUUAAGGAAUCUGUUCUUUGCCUUCAUAAAAAAAGUGCAACAUGCCCCCUCUUUUGCCCAACCCUUUACAUUUCCAGAAUACCUGGGAAAUUCUGAAAUUGGGCACACAUGUAGUCCAAGAUGGCGAGACUCUGUGUGAGGCUGUUCGGACAUGCAGCCUAGCCCAGGCUAGGGCAGCCCAGCCUGUGCUAUGCUGUGCAUGUGAAGCACUGGGAUCAAGCCCAAUCUUGGCGAUCCCCUCACACCUAGCCCCGCUUUUUAACCCAGCGUUUAGGCAAAGUAAAAUGAAACUGCGGUUCACAACCUCAGCAGGCAAUCAUCUGGGCGAUCACUGCCAGGUGAAGAGUCUUCCCCCAAGCCCACCGCCAUUUCCAGCAGUGAGCUUGGGGGAAGAAGCAGCUGUGCUCAUAGCACAGGGCACCCUGGGAUGCGGUGGAGGGAGGAGUCCUCCCACUCUCAGCUCCUGCUGUCGCCAUGCCACUGCUCGUGUGGGUACGUGGCAUGGUGGAGGUGAGGGCGGCCACUGCUUGUCUGCCGAGGAAGGAAGGCAAGCUCUGCCUUCCCACAGGGUGCCCAGCAGCAGUCACGAGGUCAUGUGAAAGACCUCUGCAUAUUUUUAUUUCAAAGAAAUUGGUCAGUUCUGUGAUUUUUAAUGAUUUUUUUUCCACUGCAGCAAAGCUGCCAGAAAGAGCUAUCCAUGGAACCAACUGUUCCAACUGGAACCAACUGUUACAUCUGAAUAAACAUUAAAACACAAAACAAAGGCACUGUGCUCAAGUUGGUUUGUGAUCCAAAGGGUCUGCAUAAGAACUGAAGCAAGGGGCAUGUGUUGUGGUUUGAAUAUUUUCCCUUUAUGACUGCACUAUUUGUCCAAGUUGGUUUUGUUUUUGAAAAGUUGAGCAAGGGACAUAUUUUGUGUCCUAGUUUGUGAAUGGUCAAGAAGCUAUGUGAAUCCAUUGGGGCUUGCAUAGUCUUUUGAGGGUGGGGGGCAAAUUCACUCUUGCGCAGACUUGUGGGUUUGUGGUGAACUGUAUAUAUAUAGAGAGAGGAUGCUUAUUUUGCAGGGGGGGGGCACGCAGUUUGGGAAUUGUAGAUUCCAGUGUACUCAAUGUUCUUUGGACAAUUCUGUAAAACAUCUACAUUUGGGUUUUGUGCAGAAGUAGAGUUUAUGGCCAUGAAUUCCAUCAUUUCCAUACAUGAAUGGUUGCUUGUAGAAUGAAUGAGAAUUUUGUGUGUGUGUGUGUGUGUGUGUGUGUGUGUGUGUGUGUGUGUGUGUGUAGAGGAAGAGGUGCAGUGUUUGGGUUUGAAGCUCCCCAAUUUUCACUGAAUGAACAGUCUGCAUUGAAAAGUGAAAAGAAAUGAAAACUUAGUGCUUGUUAGUUGUUAAGAUACUGGCAAAGCUGUUAGAGAAGUUUGCUUUUUAGUUUGGUCCUGAAGUGUUCUGUUAUGUAUUUAAUCACUAUUUUGAUAUAAAUGUAUAAGACUUACAAUGAUCUAUGUACCAGACUGGUUUAGACUUAGGUGUUGGGACUGGGGGGAAAAAAAUCCUUGUUAAAAUUAAAAAUGGCAAUGAAAAAGCAAUGUCCGCUACACUCUGUAAACACCCCAAGCCAGCAAAACAGUAACAGCCUGAUGUAACAGUCUGAUACUAAAAAGUGGAGCAUAUCUCAUGACUAACACCUGUCCUGUAUCACUUCGCAAGUACUGAAGCCUGUAUGCUUCUUUCACAGCAGCAGUUUGAAAAUGUAUGCCAAUAUUUGAUAUCAUAGGUUAGUUUUGGGGGUAUGACUUUCUGAUAUUUCAAGAUUUAUAAAAUUGAAUGUUUUUAUUCUCCUGCACAUAA
This is a messenger RNA of Hemicordylus capensis (graceful crag lizard), 7805 nucleotides long. RefSeq names its product testis expressed 264, ER-phagy receptor (gene TEX264). Gene Ontology annotation, cellular component: endoplasmic reticulum membrane; autophagosome membrane; replication fork. The coding region runs from base 295 to 1269 and encodes 324 amino acids. Gene Ontology annotation, biological process: protein-DNA covalent cross-linking repair; reticulophagy. The record is from RefSeq and is a predicted model, not a curated record. Lineage: Eukaryota; Metazoa; Chordata; Lepidosauria; Squamata; Cordylidae. The transcript has 6 exons.